CAAUUUAUGUGACGCAAUUUCCGGUCCGUGCUGGUCCGUAGUGUAAAAAUUUUAAUUGGCUAUGUCAAAUACUAGCAUACUUGUGCUAUGCGGCUACACCGAGUCUUGUUUAAUACAUUCCGACAGUCCUACGACUUUGGUGGAAGGGACCUCAAAAGCUGGUUUCCAGGCCACAUGGCGAAAGGUCUAAGGAAGAUGAAAGCUAAUCUAAAGAAUGUGGACUGCAUAAUUGAAGUUCAUGACGCUAGAAUACCCCUGUCUGGACGCAAUCCUGUUUUCCACGACACCCUUGGAAUUAAACCACAUUUGUUGGUGCUGAACAAAAUGGAUUUGGCCGAUCUUACAGGCAAACAGCAUAUCCUUGGUUCCCUACAUCGUCAAGGUGUAAAAAAUGUAAUUUUCACUGACUGCUUAAAAGAAAAAGAUGAAAACGUAAAGAAGAUUGUCCCACUUGCUACGGAGCUAAUUCAGAGUAGUCCAAGAUAUCAGCGAGCUGAGAAUCUUGAAUACUGCAUUAUGGUAAUAGGAGUUCCAAAUGUUGGCAAGUCAUCUCUUAUUAAUGCCAUGCGGAGAUUGCACCUGAAGAAAGGGAAGGCAUCUAAAGUUGGUGGAGAACCAGGAAUCACAAGAGCAGUUCUUUCUAGAAUUCAGGUCUGUGACCGGCCCCCUGUGUAUUUGCUGGACACUCCUGGAGUUAUGUCUCCAAAAAUAGGAAGCUUAGAGAAUGGCAUGAAACUAGCUGUCUGUGGAACCAUACUCGAUCAUUUAGUUGGGGAAGAUAUUAUAGCUGACUAUCUUCUUUAUACCCUAAACAAACAUCAGCAGUUUGGCUAUGUGGAUCAUUAUGAGCUGGGAGAAGCAAGUGAUGACAUACAAACUGUCCUAAAGAAAAUAGCAGUAAAACUGGGCAAAACUCAGAAAAGGACAGCGAUAACAGGAGUUGGUAACAUCAGCAUUACCGUGCCAAACUACAGUGCAGCAGCGUAUGACUUUAUUCGAGCCUUUCGAAAAGGGACCUUGGGAAAGGUGAUGCUUGAUUAGGACACUGGAUGACGUACUUACUAAACUGCUUUGCAGAUGAGGCAUUUAUGCUCUGGAUAUGUGGCCAUAUAUGGGCUGAUGCUGUCAGCAAAGCAAGAUGGAUAAGAUCUGAUGCAAAGAAAAUAGAAAAUACAUUUUAUUUCCAGAAUUGUUGGAAAAAGCUACCGAAUCAUGCAUCAACUUUUAUAUGACAGACCUGACUGAAAAAUUCAGUUAUCUAAGUAGUUAAAUGGUGAGUUUGUCCACUUGAGGCCACUACUGCUGCAUGCAUCUGUGAGCACAAUUUUGGGAGCCUUUUAAACUUACUACAGCUUUAGUUAAAAUGACAAGGUGUCAAUGUAAAUAGUGGCUAAAACUUGAGAGAGUUAUUGAAGUUGGAGUCUGUAGUCAAAAAAGAAGAAAGUUAUGAAUAUUCCUUAUAUUCCUGAGUUUUACAACUCAGACAUUCAGUCUCCCAAUCGUGGAACGUUUCUUCUGAAAAUGAGGGUCGUUUAACAUCUUUAAACUGGACACUGAUGACAGAAUUGAGUUAAUUUAUAGCUACAGAAUGUGUUGCUAAUGGGAAACAUUAUCUACUGUCAUUUAUUAAGGAUUUUUCUUGAAUAUUUUACAUUGAUUGUGUAACAAACCAUUGAAACUAGAACACAGAGUAUGUUUAUGAGGAACUCCUACCAAAAUAUGGAACAUCUGAGAGGCCUUCUUUGGCUGUACUUUGUGACCUUUAAUCUCUGUGACUUGUGGCUUUAAAAUCACUGCCUUAAAUAGAAUAGAGAGACUAUUUUUCAGUGGCACACAAAAUAAACUUUCAGCACUAUGUGUUGAUCUUGCAGUUAAUUUUCACCUCACGUUUCCUCAUUUUUCCUUGUGGUUAGUUACCCAGUAGCUCUCAGCAAACUGUCAUUUUCCCUUCAAGACUAUUAGAAAAAAAAUAUUCUCAAAAGUUUCUGUGUUCGGGGUUUUAGAUGCCUUGUUAAAUUUUAACUUUUUUUAUAUUUUUUUUACAUCAGCUUUUCUGUAUCUCUCAUUUCUUAGAAAUGCAAGAAAAUUAAGUUUUGGUUCUACUUCCUUUUUCCUCUCUUGUGAACAGGGGUGUACAUUAAAAAAAAAAAAAAAAUUGGA
Messenger RNA from Protopterus annectens (West African lungfish), 2160 nucleotides. It is a transcript of the gene MTG1, whose product is annotated as mitochondrial ribosome associated GTPase 1. Gene Ontology annotation, molecular function: GTP binding; GTPase activity. Bases 88 to 1041 code for a protein of 317 amino acids. The transcript is spliced from 11 exons. NCBI's taxonomy places the organism in Eukaryota, Metazoa, Chordata, Ceratodontiformes, Protopteridae. Gene Ontology annotation, cellular component: mitochondrion. The record is from RefSeq and is a predicted model, not a curated record.